This is a messenger RNA of Rotaria sordida, 1419 nucleotides long. The record is from the annotation of a GenBank genome assembly. Lineage: Eukaryota; Metazoa; Rotifera; Eurotatoria; Philodinida; Philodinidae.
AUGCCAAGAAUAAAUACAACAAACUAUCUUGAUUCAUCAGCAAUAUCCAUAGCUGUUAUAGCUAUGCAAAAUGUUGAUACGAAUGGAAAUUCAAUAAAAUAUUUUCAACGAUUACUUCAACGUUUUGGUGUUAUUUAUAUGGCAAUUGUAAUUAUUCUUGGAUUUAUUGGUAAUUCUAUAUCAUGUUAUGUUUUUGUUCGAAGUAAACUCAAACGUUUAAGUUGUAGUUUAUAUUUAACAGCUCUUUCUAUAUCUGACAAUGGUUAUCUUAUAUGUUUGGGCCUUAUUUGGCUUGAAAAUGUACGUGUUUUUAUAUUUCAUAAUAAUGGUAUUUGUCAAAUUACUGUUUAUUUAACAACAGUUUUUAGUUCAUUAUCAGUAUGGUGUACUGUUGCAUUUACAACCGAACGUUUUGUUGUUGUUGCUUAUCCAUUAAAACGUUCACAAUAUAAUUCCUCAGCACGUGCUCGUUAUGCACUUACUCUACUUACACUUUUAGCUAUAUUACUUUAUUCACCAUCAUUAUGGACAUCAGGUAUUGAAACAGCUAAAUCCGAACGACCAACAUUACCCCCCUAUGAAACACGUUGUGUUACAUUACGUCAAUGGCUUAAAUUUACACGUCAAAUGAAUAUAAUAGAUUUUUUUUUAACAUUUAUCAUUCCUUUUUUAACAAUUGUUACAUUAAAUACAUUAAUUAUACUUAAAUCAGGUCAAUAUGAUCGUUUAUUAGAACGUAAUUAUAUUCAACCAUCAACAUAUAUAUUACAUAAUUUAUUAGAACAUCGUUUACGACGUUCGAAAUAUCAUCGACGUAUAACAAAAAUGUUAUUAAUUAUUUCAACAACAUUUUUAUUAUUAAAUACACCGAUGCAUUUAUUAAAAGUUUAUUAUUUUUUCUUUUCAAAUGAUGAUACAUAUGAUGAAAAAUCUUCACAUGAAUCAAUUAUUGAAAUGUUAACAUUUUAUUUAUUUUAUACAAAUUUUUCAAUAAAUUUUUUCCUUUAUUCAUUAUGUGGAAAAAAUUUUCGUUUAUGUCUUAUGGAUUUAAUAAAACAUUUUGGUCAAUCAAAACAAACAAACAAUUAUUUAACAAAUGGUUUAAUUAUAGCUGGAAAUACGGCUAUUGGUGAAAGUCCUGUUGUUCAAUAUUUUCAACAUACACCACGUACACAUCAUCUACGAAAAUUUUCAAAACGUGAUAAUAGUAGUACAAUUAGUAGUGGUGGUUUUAAAGGAAAUCCAAUUUUAUCAACAUUUCAUGCAGCUGCAAAUGUUGCUACUGGUAGAAGUCAACAUAUGAUACAUCAGUCAUCAGUUGAUUCAUCAUUUAAAAAAAGUUCUUUAAAAAUUGAAUUAUUAACAAAUAGAUCAACAUCAACUGUUUCGAAAUUUUAUCCAACAUUUACGAUAAAGUGA